AGAGAAGAUGCGCGGCGGUUUACAGAUUCCUACUGACCAGGAUUCUUCAGUUCCGGAAGUUGGUGAUGUUGUAGCUUCCGAGGGUGGUCCUUGUGAACAGGGCUACACUUUGACGGACACUUUGGUUAGAUUUGCUGGAGAAUGCAUCCAGGCUAAUUUGAGUCAUAUUAUUUAUGGAGACGGAACAGUUAAGGCCCGGUGUACAGACACCUGCAGUGGGGAGGUGUUGUUGAGCAUAGGCUGUACUGUGUUGAUUGGGUCAACUUGCUGGGUGGUUGGAAAGUGUGUUUUAAGGAGAUUUGGUAUUCUGAAAGCUAGUACUUCGGAGCGCCUAGAUGUAGCUACCGGAGAGCGAAGUUUGUCAGUCAUAUCUGCUGGUUACAACAAUUUACUUCCUGCUACCCCUCCGAAGUAUUCAGUGUAUGAGCGACCGGACAUAUGCAGUGUCGGAACCCAGACUCGUUUGCGCUUUGAGGAUAGAAUUGCUAUCAGUACGCAGACUGACGUUUUCGAGGAGGACACCGUGAGUCGUGGUUUAAAUCAGUUAUAUAACGAUACUGAGCAUGUCCUGAAGGAGCGGUAUGGCGACGUAAACGGGGAGGAAGUGCUGAAAAGUUUACAGGAUGCCAUGAAUUUUUUGUUUCAACCGGAGGAUAGUCGUCCUGAUAGCGGAUUUGAGGACCGCACUGGACGGUGCAAUAUUUUUACCCCCGAGCCCCCGAGCGACCCUGUUGUUGAUCCAGUUGGCGAUUCUGUGGAUGUAUCUGGGGCGCCCGUGUAUUAUAACGAGAUAAGUGGGACCUCAACUGACGGAGCCGGUGGGUUGUUAGCUUGUAAGGCGGAGCCCGGCAAUGGCAGCCGACCAUACAUGGAUCUAGGAAAACCCUUGACGAACUUCAGUCAUCCAUUGAGAUCGUCAUGA
Molecule: messenger RNA, 922 nt
Organism: Eurytemora carolleeae
Lineage: Eukaryota; Metazoa; Arthropoda; Copepoda; Calanoida; Temoridae
Exons: 6
Coding region: 8-922 (304 amino acids)
Source: RefSeq, a predicted model, not a curated record